AUGUCUUCUGAUAACAGAGAACCAUCCAAAAUCGGAGGUGAUGCCAAAUACUACCAAGGUGUAGCUAAAGAAACCGCCGGUAAAGUAUUAGGCAACGAACAAAUGCAAGCUGAGGGUACUGCCAAGAAGAUGGAAGGCAAAUACGAAUCUGAUGCCGCCAAAGGCAAUACCCAAAACCAAAAACAUCAAGUCAUAGGCGGUGCAAAAGAAACUCUUGGCAACGCUAUCGGAAAUGAACAACUGCAAGCCGAAGGGCGAGAACUUUCAUUACAAUAUACUGGUUUAGCAACGUUUAAACCAUUUUUUGACCGAAUGGAAGGAGUUUUAAUACCACCUGGAAGUUCUUCAGCUUUUACAGGGAUUUGCACAGGGGUUUUACAAGCUUCAACUUUAGUAACACCUCUUGAAUUAAUAAAAGUAAGGCAACAAACUGACUUGAAUAAGCAAAGGUAUCGUAGUAUGUCUUCAACCAUAGUGCAUAUUGUUAAAGAUGAAGGAGUGCUAGCAUUAUACAAAGGACUUCUUCCUACUAUCUUUAGACAGUCUUGGGGAUUGGCUUUUACUGGCUAUAUAUCAUUCAAAGAUUUAUUUUCAAGUUUAAACAACGGCCAAAAUACACCAUUACAACAUGCAUUAUCAGGUUUUUUAGCAAACAUUCUUGUAGGUAUAUUUAAUUCACCACCUGAUGUUGUAAAAACUCGGAUGCAAGACCAAAAUGCCGGAUAUAGAAAUAGUUUUGAAUGUGUUAAAUCGAUGUUAAAAAAUGAAGGUGUAAAAUCAUUUUUCAAAGGUGCUACUUUAAGAUGUGUUAGAAUUGCUCCUGGAGGGGCUAUACAAUUUUCUACUUAUGAAUAUUUGAAUAAGUUGAUUGGUGAUUAUAUGGAG
Molecule: messenger RNA, 885 nt
Organism: Dentiscutata erythropus
Lineage: Eukaryota; Fungi; Glomeromycota; Glomeromycetes; Diversisporales; Gigasporaceae
Source: the annotation of a GenBank genome assembly